AUGGGAAAAUAUAACGAAGCUUUAGAAAUUUAUUAUUCUGUUGAUAAAAUAAAAACUGAAACUUUAGGUAUCAACCAUCCGUCAACAAUGGAUACAAAAGAUAAUAUCGCAACCUGCUUGAGCAAAAUGGGAAAAUAUAACGAAGCUUUAGAAAUUUAUUAUUCUGUUGAUAAAAUACAAACUGAAACUUUAGGUAACAACCAUCCGUCAACAAUUGGUACAAAAAAUAAUAUCGCAACCUGCUUGAGCAAAAUGGGAAAAUAUAACGAAGCUUUAGUAAUUUAUUAUUCUGUUGAUAAAAUACAAACUGAAACUUUAGGUAUCAACCAUCCGUCAACAAUGGAUACAAAAAAUAAUAUCGCAAACUGUUUGCUGUAUAUGGGAAAAUGUAACGAAGCUUUAGAAAUUUAUUAUUCUGUUGAUAAAAUAAAAACUGAAACUUUAGGUAACAACCAUCCGUCAACAAUUGGUACAAAAAAUAAUAUCGCAAACUGUUUGAGCAAAAUGGGAAAAUAUAACGAAGCUUUAGAAAUUUUAUAUUCUGUUGAUAAAAUAACAACUGAAACUUUAGGUAUCAACCAUCCGUUAACUAUGUUAACAAAAAAUAAUAUCGCAAACUGUUUGAGAGAUAUGGGAAAAUAUAACGAAGCUUUAGAAAUUUAUUAUUCUGUUGAUAAAAUACAAACUGAAACUUUAGAUAUCAACCAUCCGUCAGUAUUUAUGACAAAACUCAGUAUUGCACUCUGUUUGAUUAGUAGAAAGGAAGAUGGAAGUUGUUUUUGACGUUGAUUAUUUUUUUUUUAGUUUUGAUUAUACUUGAAUAUAUUAUUGACAGUUUAUUUAUUACCAACAAUUUAAAUGAAAUUCUUCUUAGUUUAUUAAGUAUUAUAUAAUGUUUUACACUAAAUCUGUUAAUUUUAAUUAGAAAUAAAUAAUUAAAAGUAAUAAUCUUAAUUCGUCACAUC
Molecule: messenger RNA, 965 nt
Organism: Hydra vulgaris (swiftwater hydra)
Lineage: Eukaryota; Metazoa; Cnidaria; Hydrozoa; Anthoathecata; Hydridae
Source: RefSeq, a predicted model, not a curated record